UGUUCCCUCAAUUCCGCUUUGCUUUCUCUCCUCUCUGCUGUCUAGAGACUGAACUCUUGAGAGUGAAAGAGAUCUGGAGCUUGCAGGGAUCGAUCUGUUGAGCCAUGGACGACUUCAUGCAGUGGGCGAUGAAUUCGCUGGACCAGCAGCAGCACCACGCCGUCGCUCCUCCCGCGUACGGCGGUACUGGUGGCUCCGGCGACGGCGGCGGCAGCAGUGCUGGUGCUGGUCCAGCAGCCUUCCCCUCGCUGCAGGCGCUACGGCGCCAGUCGACCGCUGCCGGCGGCGGCUUCCGAGCUGACCUGACGGUGCAAGUGGACCAGCACCGGGCGAGCAACAGCUGGAGCGCCAGCUCCUGCGACAGCCCCUGCGCCGCCGCCAUGGACUACGAUGCGACGGCCGCCACCGCCGCCGCCUCUGGGUGGUCACCGCACACGGCCAGCGCCAGGACCAGCAGACCCAUGAGCUGGAACUUCAGUGCCGCGUCCGCGCAGACGACCGAAGCCUCGCUGCCGAGUCCGGCUGCUGCCGCUGCCGCCGCCGCCGUGAGAGGAGGCCACAGUACGCACACCGCAGGGAGGCGUGCUGGGGGACUACUGGCAGCUACGGCGUCCCACGGACAGGGAGGAGGCACGGCGGCGUCUUCGUCGGCGUCGGCGGCAUCUGCCGGCGGGCCCGUGCAGGACCACAUCAUCGCCGAGCGCCGCCGCAGGGAGAAGAUCAACCAGCGCUUCAUCGAGCUCUCCACCGUCAUCCCCGGCCUCAAGAAGAUGGACAAGGCGACGAUUCUUGGGGACGCAGUGAAGUACGUGAGGGAGCUGCAGGAUAAGGUGAAGACGCUCGAGGACGACGGCAGCGCCGCCGCCGCCACCACCAACAUCGUCCGCUCCGCCGUGCUCGUCAACAAGAAGAAGCCAUGCCUAGGCCUAGCCGGCGGAGGUGACGACGUCGCCGAGCAGAGCCACGGCGGCGGCGGGCUGCCGGAGAUCGAGGUGCGGGUGUCGGGCGAGAGCGUGCUGGUGCGGAUCCACUGCAAGAACGCGAGGGGUUUGGUGGUGAGGGUGCUGGCGGAGGUGGAGGCGCUUCGGCUCGCCAUCACGCACACCAGCGUCAUGCCGUUCCCGGCCGCCACCGCCAUCAUCACCAUCACCGCAAAGGUGGAAGAGGGGUUCAACUCGACAGUGGAUGAUAUCGUGAGGAGGCUCAACUCGGCGCUGCACCAACAUUACGGUGCCAAUUCUGAUCAAAACACUGCGAAAAGAGAAUGCUAAACCGGCCAGCUCAUGCAUACAAUGCAAGCCCAUCCUUUCCUUGGAUGAUUUCAUAAUACGAUAAUAUGGAAAAUUAAGAGAGGAUCUCAUGGUGGCGAAUUCAUGCAUGUGCAUACAUGAGCUUAAUAAUAUGUUGCACUCAUGCAUGCAUGGUGACGAGAAUUUCUCAGCCAACUUGCAAGUUUUGGUCCCUAGCUCUAGCUACUUUGUUGUUGCACAAUCCAAAUCACACUGAUGAAAUGGGAGAACCAGUCUGUUUGGAAUUUAUAAUGUUUUUGCUGUUUUGCAUACCUAGCUACAUAUUUCACAUGCAUUGGCAUUCCUUUUUCUGGAU
Molecule: messenger RNA, 1605 nt
Organism: Lolium rigidum
Lineage: Eukaryota; Viridiplantae; Streptophyta; Magnoliopsida; Poales; Poaceae
Product: transcription factor NAI1-like
Exons: 4
Coding region: 105-1271 (388 amino acids)
Molecular function (GO): protein dimerization activity
Source: RefSeq, a predicted model, not a curated record